This is a messenger RNA of Dreissena polymorpha, 5378 nucleotides long. Its product is annotated as IQ domain-containing protein E-like. Lineage: Eukaryota; Metazoa; Mollusca; Bivalvia; Myida; Dreissenidae. The record is from RefSeq and is a predicted model, not a curated record. Bases 342 to 2633 code for a protein of 763 amino acids. The transcript has 22 exons.
UUUUUAGAGAUUAUUGUUAUUUUCAUGGUUGCUAUUUGUUUACAUCGGUGAUGGUGAUUAUUUCAAAUCGAUAGCACAUGUUAUAUGCAAUUGUGAAAAAUCACUUGUUCUCCUAACUCUUAUAUUCAAUACUUUACUUCGAUUUGAUAUUAACUAACGCAUUCUCGUAAAGACUGUAUAAAACCAGUAACUUGUAAAUUGAGGUCAAGUCCAAACUUGAGGUCAUUUGGGUACAUGGGAUAAAUGUGCAAAGGCCAUCUUGCAGGUGAAAUAGGCACCGAAUGUCGUCUCUUCAGUGAUACGGAAUGAAAAGUUGCCUUUGACGGAAAAGUUUGGAAGUAAUGCCAGGCAAAGAGAAAAUUUUGUUGCAGUCUCACGAUUCUGAGGACCUCAAGUGUACAGACCUUGAAAAUGCAGACACACUGAUCGGAAGGAAUAGUGUUCCAAAACCACCUACGAAGAAAAAAUCUCGUCGUCCAUCGUCUGCCACUGACAGGAAGCCAAGAUCUACCCCUAGAAGACCAGUGACCCCUGGCAAGAGGAAGAAGCGGCCCCAGAGUGCCCCCUCCCACCGCACAGGUCACGACCUCUGGAUGAGCGCAGUGAAACACAGGAGAACAGUUGGUCUUUCUGGCUCCCACCAUCCAGGCAGUCCACAUUAUAAGACUUCCAACGAGUACUGGAUUGACACACUGAGACGCACUGGGACUGGUUUUACGACUGAGAGCAUUGGUAUGAACACAUUCGGCGGGAAACGACCGCGAGACAAGGAUAUGCCGUAUCUGAGUACCUCGGCGUACCUACGGCAGAUGGCGGGUUCAGAGAAACCCAGCAAGCAAGCUGACGCCAUGGCUCGAGCCAACCCAGGGACCCCAGCUUACAAGUCCCAGGAGGAAUAUUAUGAACAGAUACUGGAAUACAAGAAGCAAGUGUCCAGUUUAAACCAGGAUUCUGCGACAAUGAAGGCCAAAAUCAGACGGCUAGAGGAAGAUAAUCUGAAGAAAGAAAAGGAAAUAGAAUCACUUCUCCACCCACAUAAGAGUGAGGAGUUGCGUCUGACGCUGGCAGACAAGCGGCCUGACUCUGGCGCCAUGAUACACAGCCUUAAACAGAAGAUCCUCAAGCUGGAAACCCAGAUGAGGGAUAAGGAGACAUCUUACAUCAAACUGCAGAGUGACCUGAAGACCACCAAGAUAGAUGAGAUGAAACAGCAGAUGGAGGUCUUCUACAACGAGAUAGUCAGGCUGCAGAACUCAAAGGAGACCGGUGUUGAUAAGUCUGCCAGGGCGCCGAGUCGGGAAGGCAGUGUGAAGGUGAAGGCACUCAACGAGACGAUACUGCGACUGAACAAGCAUAAUGAGCAAUUGCAGGGGGAGAACAGGGGCCUCAAAGAGGACCUCAAGAGAUUCAUGGACCAGGAACAGGACGAACUCACCACACACAAAGACUGCAAAGACAUGGAUAGAAAAGAACUUCUUCGAUUCAUCUCCCAACUUGAAAAGAAACUGCAGCGAGCUGAAGAGAAGAUUGAGACUGGAUCUCUAGGUUCUCCUUCUACACAUUCCAAAAUGCAAGGCAAGAUAGCCCUAGAAGGCAACACAGCCGCCCGCCUCGAUCAGCUGGACAAGCGCGAGUCUGAGCUUCUAGACACCCUGGAGCGGAAGAACGAGCGAAUCAAGGACCUCACGGAGGAGAGAGACAGGUGGAAACAGCGCUGUGACGAACUAGAGAUCUUGUUGUCACAUGGAUCAGAACAGCAUCCCUCUCCUAAAGCAAGGCCAGAGGCAAGAAGACCCCCUAGUGCGAGGUCAGGCAGCAGGGUCAAGGACACAUCCACACAUGACCCCUCAGAGCAGGCCACGCCACGCACCCCCACCCACAGGCCGCCCACGGCUGGGUCCCAGCGACCCUCAACUGCUGGGUCACAGCGACCUCCCAGCGCCAAGAGACGGUCCUCGCUUGAUAGCUCUGUGUCCUCAGUGCGCAAAAAGAAGAUUGAGGCCUUCAAGGAGAACCGGUCCGCAAAGGUCAUCCAGAGGAACUGGCGUUCUCACCAGAACAAAGAGCAAAAGGCCCAAAAUGAGAGAGUUAAUAAAUUCCGUGAAAAGCAUGCUGCCAAAAUUAUUCAACGUGGGUGGACAAAACACUGUCACGAUAAGAUUGAGCAUGAACGUGAGGAGGCAGCAGAUUUGAUUCGGUCAUCAUUGCUUGGUCAUCGCAACCGACAACAACAGAUGUCCCGUCGCCAUGACGAUGAUGAUGACGACUACGAGACGGACAAUGAGGAUUACAACAACUGUGUGGCGCUGAUACAGUCAGCCAUGAAGGGGCACAACACACGCAAGAAUAAUAUGCGAGAUUAUGCUUUUUCCUCGACGGGCGAGGAAGAUGACGAAGACGAGGUUAUGUCCUCUGCAAGUCGCCUACGAGCCUCGUCACGGUCCAGUCGACCCCAGUCCCCUGCCGCCCACAGGCAGCGACCUCAAAGUCCCGCCCCUCACGGGCAGCGACCCCAGUCUGGUCGCUCAAGAACGUCUUUAUCAGGAUCUGUCAAGAGCACAGGUUCUUCCAGUGGUCGUCAGCAAUAUUCUUCAUCUCACGUUGGCCAUGAUGAUGAUGACGACGAUUUUUGAAGCAAAUUGAUGGCUUGGGGGAGGGGCACUGCAGCCCCAUUAAGAUGAGCUUAUUUUCAAAAUCAAUGUUUAGUAAAUGUAUAUUGUGUAGGUUGAGCACAAUUCCCAGAAUAAGCCAUGUACUUGUUCUCAGAUUAAAAAAGCAACAUUUGGAUACAAAUUUCCUAAUAUAGAAAUGUAUUCUAAAUUAUUUUUUAUGCGUAGAAAGUAGAAAGCAUAUCUCAUAUUAAGGAAAUUUCCAAUAUACGAAUUACAUGAGCAUGGUUCUUAUGAUUUAUGCGGCUAGCAUAGUUUCAGAUCAGCCUGCGCAUUCAUGCUUUUUGGUCAGGACCUACUGAUUCUGCUUUGUGGUCUCAGUAGCUGACAACAUAGCGCAGUCUGGUCUGGAGUUACACAGCCUGCAUAUGGCAUAAGAUCCAAUUUUGCAUGAUGCUGCUCAAAUGUUUUAAGGCAUAAUAACCACCAGAUUGGUUACCAGUAGACUUUUGAAUUUAAGGUGCAUUUAUACUGAUUUUCAACCAGUUAAUUUAUCAAAUCCUCAUAAAGAAAAAGAAAUUUAUGGAAAUAUCACAACAAAACCAUUGUUUUGCAUAUACUUAAAAUUAAAAUUAUGCACAUUCAAUAACAAUGCAUUUGUUACUCACCAUAUUUAUGUUAAUAGAAGUUUGACACCAAUGCAAUGAGGAUUUGUCUGUGUCAAAACAUGUGUUAAAGUGCAUCAGAGUCUGUUACACCUUUCUAGUUCUCAUGAACAAUUAGAAAGCAAUUUAUUUUUAGACAACAUGUUAUAUUGCCUUGAUUAACUUUAUUUUUCUGUCGUUUAUAAUUUGUUUGAAGACAAAGUUAACUCUUCUUCAGCAUGACAUGAUUAUGUAUUUGUUUGCUCCCUCUUGUAGCAGCUGCAGCUGUGAUAUAUUUUUUGUGCAAUUCUUCAUGCAUAUUUAAACACACCCUUGAGGUUAAGGUUGUUUCAGAUAUAAUUAAAUACUAUUUUCUUUGUUUGUUUACUUUGUAAAUCAUGUGCCUGCUAGUUUUGUUCAAAUCUUGUUUUAUAAAGACUCGCGUACUGUGAAAAUGGGACUCGCGUAAUGUGAAAAUGGGACCCGCGUAAUGUGAAAAUGGGACCCACGUAAUGUGAAAAUGGGACCCACAUAAUGUGAAAAUGGGACCCAUGUAAUGUGAAAAUGGGACCCACAUUAUGUGAAAAUGGGACCCACGUAAUGUGAAAAUGGGACCUGCGCAAUGUGAAUAUGGGUCUUAUGCAGUAUGCAUCCAGCUUUGCACCAGUCCAGCCUGGGUAUCCACACCGUGUGGUCAGAAGUUAACCUGUCUGGUAAUGAGACCACUAAGCCUUCAUGACUUUAUAGCAGACUGUGUAUCUACUGACCAGACUGGGCUGGAGCUACGCUGGCAACAUAUGGUUUAUGGAUCAUGUAAUGAAUGAAAGGAAAAUGUCCUUUAAUUUCAAUCAGUUUUAGUUAUUGACAAGAUGAUAUUGCUAAAAUAGUUUGCUCAGAUUUUUUUUCAUAUUUUUCUCUUUGUAUGAUAGAUAGAUUAUUUUCAUAAUUGUUUGACAUGUUUUCACCUGUUAUUGUUGGAGUAAAUUGUAUUAUAUUUUUUCCUACAUGAAUGCUCACUUGUCACUGAAAGCUGCAACUUAAUCUUGUCUGUUGAUCUAAAGGUUAGCUUUAAAACCAUGGUCAUUCUUAGAUAAACAUUAUUGUCUUUAUUUAAAAAAUAUAUAAUGCCUUUUAUAUAAGAACAAUUAUCCAACUUAAAUCCAGCACUAACAUUUUUCAACAAAUUUACAUUAUUAGCGAGGCUGUUUUCGUAGAAAACCCGAGCUAUUGUCGUAGCCAGCUUGUCCGACGUCCGCCGUAGGCGUCGUGCUAAAACCUUAACAUUCGCUCUAAAAUCAAAGUGCUUCCACCUACAACUUUGAAACUUCAAAUGUAGAUGCACCUUGAUGAGUUUUACACGCCACACCCAUUUUUUGGUCACUAGGUCAAAGGUCAAGGUCACUGACCUCUAAUAUCAAACUUUAACAUAGGCUCUAGAAUCAAAGUGCUUCCACCUACAACUUUUAAAUUCAUUUGUAGUUGCACCUUGAUGAGACCUACAUGCCACACCCAUUUUUGAGUCACUAGGUCAAAGGUCAAGGUCACUGUGACCUCUAAUAUAAAACUUUUAACAAAAACCUUAACAUUGCCUCUAAAAUCAAAGUGCUUCCACCUACAACUUUGAAACUUCAUAUGUAGAUGCACCUUAAUGAGUUCUUCACGCCACACCCAUUUUGGGUCACUAGGUCAAAGGUCAGGGUCACUGUGACCUCUAAAAAUAAAAAAUAAAAAAAGCUUUCAAGCUUUCGCAGCCGAGCAUGGCACCUGUUAUGCGGUGCUCUUGUUUUUAGUAUUGCUUUAAAAUCAAGUCUCACACUUUAAAUUCAACGAAAUGCAUUUGUUGAUAAUUGUAGGUUCACAAUGAACAUCCACAGUGGAAUUGCACAUUUUUCAUUCUUUGAACAGUUUCAAAUAAAGUCUCAUAAGUUUGUCUCAUAAUGAUAGUGUUAAAUUGAUUUUAUAAAUAACAUCAUACAUAAAAUAUAUAUUAAUUUCUCAAGAAGUAACAACAACAUUGUAAAUUGUAAGGUAACAGGUUGUAUUUUGUAACUGAUGUUUAUUGCUCAUGUUAUCUGUAGAUCUUGUUUAUAUUUAUUUGUAAAUAAAUUUACAUUAUUUCUUCGUA